AAUUGAGUAAUCAUUAUAUGCAGACAGACAACCCGGUGUAUAUUAUGUAACCAUUGUUUUCUCUACAGUAUUAUACAAUCUUUUCAAGGCAUAUCACACCCAAUGUGUCAGUGUUUAUUAAGUGGUGUUUGUCAACAGUGGAUAAAGUCUAAACUAAAACAGUGCCAUUGAUAGAUGACUAUUUUGAUCAUGUCGAAUACAUUUUGCACCAUAUCCACAGUCAACUUAGAAAUCCGGUAGUAGACACCACUCAAACAAAAGUCAGCCAUGCAUUCCUCAGGAUACCAACCUAAACUCAUCGGAUACUUCUGGAUACUCCUGAUCGGAUACUCGGAUACAAUGCACUUACCCGACCCAGGCAUCUGUUCCAGUAUUGACGCAAGGAACGACGUCACCAACUUGACCAGCUUACAAGACUGUACAGUUGUAGAAGGAAGUGUGCAAAUAGUGCUGAUGGAAAAGAUGAGAGAAGAAGACUUUGAGAACUACAGUUUCCCCAAACUCAGAGAGAUUACACACUAUCUGUUGUUGUUUCGGGUCGGAGGACUUCGCAGUUUGGGAAAGCUUUUCCCCAACCUAGAGAAGAUCGGUGGCGUGGAACAGAUUGAAUUUUUCUCCCUGAUUGUCUACGAGAUGUUUAGUCUUCAGGAGAUAGGGUUGUUGAAUCUCCGAGAGAUCACCAUGGGAUCUGUUAUGAUAAACAAGAAUCAAAAACUGUGUUUCGUGAACACUGUCCAGUGGGAUAAAAUCACAAAAUGGAACAGCGAUCUAAACAAACUGCAGAACCAAGCGUUUUGUUCGACAUGUCCCGUGAAUUGUCCCAGAUGUCCCGACCGUUGCCCUUUCGCCUGCUGGAACUCUACAGUGUGCCAGGGUAAAUGGAAGUCUCCAAACUGUAGUCCUAUGUGUCUGGGCGACUGUGACCCAAAUGAUCCUCAAAAGUGCUACACAUGUAAAGGCGUCUUCGAUCUGGACCAAAAAUGCGCCAGUACCUGCCCGGAAAACACGUACCAAUACUUCAACCGGAGAUGUGUCACUAGAAAAGAUUGCACUGCGACACGAGUCCCUACCCAGUCAAAUGAAGUGAACAUUUCAACAAGGUAUUACGUGAUCCACGAAAACCAAUGUGUAAGCAGUUGUCCCGGAGGUGUGGAUCCAACUGUGAUGGGACUCUGUCCUCCUUGUGAGGGAGGCAAAUGUCCCAAGGUUUGUAACGGAGCGAAGAUCUCGAGUAUCGCAGAGGCAUUGAGACUUCAGAACUGCACGUAUAUCCGUGGGUCAAUAGAGAUUACCAUCAAAGCCUCCAUGUCUGACGAGGUUCACAAGCUUCUGGAGGAGAGUCUCGGGUCGAUAGAACAAAUCACAGGGCACCUACAGAUCAAGCGGUCUUCACUAGUGGACUUAAACUUCCUCAAGAACCUCUCGGUGAUCCACGGUAUCGACCCUUACAAUGAAUAUCACUCGCUUUACGUAACGCACAACGAGAACCUUCAAGAACUUUGGGACUGGAAAGAGAAGAAGAACCUCAAAAUUCUCAAAGGUAAACUACUUUUCAACUCUAAUCCAAAACUUUGCCUCGACCGAAUUAAAAAGUUGGUGAAAGUCAUAAGGUUUAAUGAAACAGAUAGUAUUUUUGACAAGUCCAAUGGAAACGAUUUCCAAUGUAGUCCGAUCGAAACUAAUAUCACUGCACGGGAUGUGACGUCUGAAUCCAUACGAGUGCAUGUACACUGUACGGAAACUUUGCCGGUUUUUAGGUACGUGGUUUACUACAUAAAAGAUGUGUUUAAGAAUGUUACUAUAUUCAACAGUUUUACACAGUGCUCUGAUGAUGGGUGGAGAACAAAAGAUGUUUCAGUCGACUCGAAUGGCUUUCAGAGAUCUAAAGGGAUUGAUAUUGUUUUGACCAAUUUGGAACCUGCUACUACAUAUGUGUUUUAUGUUAUUGCUUAUACGAUGUAUAAUAAUGUGACUAGAAGUGAUAUGCAUCGAAGGACGACACUACCUACUACACCGUCUGAAGUCGUUGGUCUGAGAGCUUUAGUUAAGUCACACACAGAGAUAGAACUAAGCUGGCAGCCACCUCGACGAACUAACGGAAAGUUGAAAGAGUAUGUUGUCACUUGGUACGAGCUGAGUGAAAACAAAGGCUAUAUUCUUCAAAGGGAUUACUGUGAAAAUCCAAUGUUGCCAGGAUUAGAGGACUUUGAGGAAGGAGAUCUGAAAAUGCUAGAUAAAAAUGAUGGCGUGAACAACACAGAUAGUAAUAAUUGCUGCGAAUCUCAGCCCACUUUACCGAAAGACGAGUUUGAAAUGUUAUGUGGCGAAUGCACAAAUUUACCUAUUAGUACACCCGGCAGUUCAAAACACCCUUCUUGUAAAUCUUUCUUUUAUGCACAUAUUUACAACAGUCGAUUUAUCCAAGAGAGUAGUGAUUUUUUAAUUAUUCAUUUCGACUUGAAAACAAACCAUUCUGAACAUAUGGGAGCAAAAUUGGGGUUGAAAAAACUGUCAACGAACAAAAAUCAAAUCGUCACUGAUAAUCGCAAAUCAAACAAAUACCUAGAAAUGUUUAAAGAACGAGAGAAAAACAAAAUCAAUCACAGUGUAAAACGGUUGCAUCCUAAAUCUAUAAAUCUAGUGCUGAAAGACCUCAAAAGCUUUCAGAAUUAUGUUAUAUAUUUGAAAGCAUGCCGUGAACUGCACGAGAGUGAACUGGAAAAUGAUAGUUCAGAAGAUUACAGAUGCAGUAUAUCAGAAAUGAUAACAGUUCGAACGAAAGGAAAAACUGAACUGGACGCUAUUCCCUAUUAUGACGUUUUGCCUGAUAUGAACAACGGGAAGAUUGUGAAGUGGGCACCCCCGAAAAAUCCAAACGGUCUAGUAGUUGCGUUUGAACUAGAAUAUCGUCACAGGGAUUUGGAAAAUGGAUCCGUAGAGUAUAUGAAAACAAAAUGUAUAACAUACUCUCAGUACAUCGAAAAUAGCAACCAACACGUAAUCGAAGGUUUUCCAGCAGGAAAAUACUAUGUUAGGAUUAGAGCUAUAUCAUUGUUCGGCAAAGGCCCUUACACCGAACCAGUUCCUUUUGAAGUAUAUGAAAUCGAAAACCAACAUUCCUCACGACCAAUAUUCCUCUAUGUACUCGCAUUUUGUUUGGUCUCGCUUACAGUUAUCGUUAUCUUUUUCGUGAUUUCUACAAUAUCAAAUCGUAAGAAAGGCAGUUGGGAUACCGAAUUUGAUUUGAAUCCCCCUCCGUACAAACCUGACCAUUACGAGAUCGACAGAGAGGACGUUGAACUUGGUAAAGAACUGGGAACUGGCAGCUUCGGCAAAGUUUACGAAGGUCUAUGGAAGUCAAAGAACUUACGGUGUGCGAUCAAAACCGUGAACCAAGACGCUACGACAGCAGAGGAACGAGAAUUUCUAUUCGAAACAUCUGUCAUGAAAAACAUGGUAGACGCACACUUCAUAGUUAAAAUAUACGCGGUGGUUUCCAAUAAAAGUCCUCCGCUGGCUUUGAUGGAACUGAUGGAACUUGGAGACUUAAAAACUUAUUUAAGAGAAAUGCGAGAGACCCCGGUCUCAAUCGCUACAAUGAUUAAAAUGGCUUUAGAGAUCGCCGAUGGAAUGGCUUACAUGGAGGCUCAUAAGUAUGUCCAUCGAGAUCUAGCUGCUAGAAACUGCAUGGUCAACGCAGACUUGACUGUAAAAGUUGGAGAUUUCGGGAUGUCCAGGGACAUAUACAUAACCGAUUACUACAGACGAAGUUCUUACAAGUGUUUCCUACCCGUAAGGUGGAUGGCCCCUGAAAGUAUUUGGGACGGUGUGUUCACUAGUCACUCCGAUAUAUGGAGCUAUGGAGUAGUCCUCUGGGAAAUAGUGACCAUGGCUGAACAACCGUACCAGGGAUCCAGCAAUGACGAAGUCACAAGAGAAGUUGUUGGAGGAAGAACACUUGAUAUCCCUAAGACAUCUCCUGUACCUUUGAAGCUUCUCAUGACCACUUGCUGGAAGAACAAACCUUCCAGUAGAACCAGCUUUAUGAACAUCGUGGGCAACCUGAAGUAUUACCAUGACGAAGAGUUCCGCAACGUAGCGUUCUACUACACGGAGAAAGCUGUAGCGGCUAGGAUCGCUACAUCGGAAUAUGUAGACAUGCAGCCAGUAGAUCCAUCAUCUACGUCCUGUAGACUAGCGACUGUUGACGAAGAAACCACCUGACAUUAAAUAUUAAUGGCUAUGGUAAGUCAAGGCCGCACCCAAUAUAUGGCAACGCCGCACUCACCGACCUACUAGCCAUAUUAAUGAAUGUGUAAACAUUAGCAUUGGGCAGACUACACGAAUGAGUGCUACAACUAGUUCGGUAAGCCGGGACUGUGACGUUGCCAAAUUUCCGCUGUGGCCUACUAGUAUGAAAUGAGGCUAUCUAAUUGUAAGACUGAUGAUUUUUGCAUUUGUUUAUUGUGUUCAUACAGUAUUAGAUUAUAUUUUUUAGGGACAUCAACCCAAGUCGUUAUUAAAAUUUUUUGAUAGCUAUUAGGCCUUACUUUUAUAAUGUAUUUUUUGUUAACUGUAUUUGAAUGUUAUGUACAAUCACUUUGGA
Macrosteles quadrilineatus (aster leafhopper) is the source of this 4606-nucleotide messenger RNA. Its product is annotated as insulin-like growth factor 1 receptor. The transcript is spliced from 5 exons. Gene Ontology annotation, biological process: glucose homeostasis; protein phosphorylation; cell surface receptor protein tyrosine kinase signaling pathway. Gene Ontology annotation, cellular component: membrane; insulin receptor complex; axon. The record is from RefSeq and is a predicted model, not a curated record. Lineage: Eukaryota; Metazoa; Arthropoda; Insecta; Hemiptera; Cicadellidae. Gene Ontology annotation, molecular function: cytokine receptor activity; ATP binding; insulin receptor substrate binding. Bases 268 to 4224 code for a protein of 1318 amino acids.